Messenger RNA from Vitis riparia (riverbank grape), 558 nucleotides. RefSeq lists its product as uncharacterized. The transcript is spliced from 2 exons. The coding region runs from base 1 to 558 and encodes 185 amino acids. The record is from RefSeq and is a predicted model, not a curated record. Lineage: Eukaryota; Viridiplantae; Streptophyta; Magnoliopsida; Vitales; Vitaceae.
AUGGAAGGUUUGGACUUUAAUAGGAUUGGAGAUGAGGAAGCAGCUAGACUGGAUGAGGUAUUUUCAAAGGAUGAGGUCUUCUUGGCUCUCUCAGAUCUGAAAGGGGACAAGGCUCCGGGUCCAGAUGCUAACAAGCUUAAGAAGGUAGUGGGCAAAGUGGUGUCUUCAGCUCAAAACGCCUUUGUUGAAGGAAGACAGAUUCUCGAUGCUGCCCUUAUUGCCAAUGAGGCAAUAAACUCUUUGUUGAAACGAAACGAGAGUGGGGUGUUAUGUAAAUUGGACCUAGAGAAGGCAUACGAUCACAUAAACUGGAAUUUUUUGCUGUUUGUAGUGCAAAGCAUGGGAUUUGGGGAGAAGUGGACCGGGUGGAUCUCCUGGUGCAUCUCUACAGCAUCAUUUUCAGUCUUGGUCAAUGGCACUCCAGAAGGCUACUUCAACAGUUCAAAGGGGCUGCGUCAGGGGGACCCCCUUUCCCUUUAUCUUUUUGUGAUAGGAAUGGAGGCCCUUAGUAGGCUCAUCCUUAGAGCAGUGGGGGGGAGGGUUCCUUUCAGGCUGUAG